UGACGCACCAAAAUAGUUUGUGCUCCAUGUGAAUAACAAAAUACGUCGUUUCGCUGAUGCUAUCACAAAAUAUCUAACAGCCCUUUAUGUCUAUGGAGUCUUUUGCCUUGUAUGACUGCCUCUAGUUUAUGAUUGUUAUGACAUCUUUCCAACAGGCUUGCCUUCGAAUAUUAUAAUCUUUUGUGGAUGUUCGAGUUGACAGAAAGCUACAAGCAUUCAAGAAAGCUCGACGAAAGCGAACUCUAGAAUAACUGGCCUGUCCGAUGGCACAGUGGAGAUGAAAGGAUAUGCGUAAUAGCAUGGGCGUCGAAGCGUUAAUCAAUUCGCCCGAGAAAGGUGAACGUACCCGUUAAGGUAGGUGAGCUCUUUAGAAACAAUGGAACGAAUUUUUUUGCUUUUUCAACCGUCACUGCGUCACUGAACAACACCUGUCCAAAAACAGAUGCAGUUCUUUCUCGAGAAAAGAACCGAAUCUAAAAAACGUCUGCUUUGGAUAAGAUCAAAACAUUUAAUCCUUGUAAUGUAAAAACUAAACGAAGUUGUUGAGCAGACUCAUCUGACGUUCUAUCAAGUGGCCACUAUUAAACUGUGGUUGUCGAAGACCCACCGAUCCAGAGAUUCACUUUCAAUUGGCCAAAUGAAGCGUAGGCAACCGAAGUCAUCUGUUUUUUUUUUCUGAACGGUUAAAUACCUGAUCCAUCUAGCGAAAUGUAAUCAGUCGAAAGAGAGUUGUCGAACAGUACAGAACUGAUUCCUAUCGAUUUUCGAUUGUGCUGUUCGUGGCGAUGAUAAAAAUCUGCAUUUUCGUAUUUUUCGUGGGAAUGACGUAUAGUCAAACAGAUUUGGCAACACCUUCCACUUCAAAUACCAACUCAUACAUAGAGGAACGUAGGGGUGGUUAUGGAGGAGAUUACAGCAGUGGAGGAUACGGAAACGGAGGAUACGGCGGAGGACAUGGGCAUGGCUCCAUUUCGCUGGACGCUGUCUCAGUUUUGGGACUUUUGUCGUUGGGAGCGGUUUUAUUGCGAAGCAUUCUUACUUUGCUAACAUCGAGUGCCCGCAGUUUGGACGUAACGGACAUCAAUUUACCAUUGAUGCUUUCCGAUAUUCCGGAAGCUAUUGUUAAAUGGCAUGGAAUGACGAGCACCCACGUCGUCCACGAAAGGAGUAUGGACGAUCAAGACGAUGAAGAUAAUCCAGUAGCUUCUAUUCGUCAGUAUCUGAACAUGUUGACGACAGAAAAAGCUUGUCUACCGCAUUUCCUUUGUAGAUUUUGGAAAAUCAAGUCAAUGGAGGAAGACAGUUUCCUUGACCUCGUUAUGUUGGCCACUGCUGUCUGGAAUGGUCACACGAAAAGUGCUGCUAUCUACGACCACAUAAAGAAACCAGAUUCUUUGACAGCCGAACAAUAUUGCAUUCAAGCUCGUUCUGAAUGCCCAGCAGGACAUCUGUUUCGCUGAGUGCUCACCAAAGAUGGGAUAACAAUUGUAAGGACUUACACAAUCCUCCCUGCAAUCGUUCACAAUUGUCAACGAUCUAUUGAUUAGUUUAGUUGAGACAUUGGCUUUGAAUCACUAGUAACUUGAUGGGUCUUUUAUCGUAUAGUUUGUUACGGUUUUUAAUUGGGAUAUAAUACAUACGACGUU
This is a messenger RNA of Daphnia carinata, 1646 nucleotides long. RefSeq lists its product as uncharacterized. The coding region runs from base 786 to 1460 and encodes 224 amino acids. The record is from RefSeq and is a predicted model, not a curated record. NCBI's taxonomy places the organism in Eukaryota, Metazoa, Arthropoda, Branchiopoda, Diplostraca, Daphniidae. The transcript has 5 exons.